AAGGGGCAGGCUUUGCAAAGUAUAAAUACUGGGACUUCAAUAGCACAUCCCUAUCUGAUGUGAGAGUCCUAGCAGGGAGGCUUGACAAGGAUCUGCUUGGAGGGGGAUUGAGUGGGGUUUUCCUGCACUCUCAGCCCCCUUAAUGUCUUAUGAUUGAGGUGUGAGAGAGCCCAGGAGGAAGACCCCCAGCUUAUUAUUAUCACUAUUAUCAUUACUCUACUACCACUAGCUGCCAUGGAAGAACUCACUGCUUUUGUGUCCAAGUCGUUUGAUCAGAAGAUAAAGGAGAAGAAGGAGCUGAUCACUUACCGGGAGGUGCUGGAGAGCGGGCCGGCCCGGGGCAAGGAGCCCGGCUGCGGGGAGGGGAUGCGGGAGGACGGGGUCCCGGUGAUCCGGGGGGCAGGAGGGGGAGGCGGCGGAGGAGGAGGAGGUGGAGGAGGAGGAGGCGCUAGAUCACCAGUCCUGGAGCUCGAACUGACCGCAGACAGGAUCAGGGACCCGGGGAGCCCCAAACUCACAGAGGUGUCUCCUGAAAUGAAAGAACGAAAAGAUGACUUGAAAGUGUUAGAGGAUGAGGGGCAGACUAAAAUCAAGCAGAGAAGGAGUCGGACUAAUUUCACUUUGGAACAGCUGAACGAGUUGGAACGGUUGUUUGAUGAGACACAUUACCCUGAUGCCUUCAUGAGAGAAGAACUGAGCCAAAGGCUAGGGCUGUCUGAGGCCAGAGUCCAGGUCUGGUUUCAAAAUAGAAGAGCAAAAUGCAGAAAGCAGGAAAACCAGCUACAUAAAGGGGUUCUGAUAGGAGCUGGAAGCCAGUUUGAAGCCUGUCGUGUAGCACCUUAUGUCAAUGUGGGAGCUCUGAGGAUGCCAUUCCAGCAGGAUAGUCAUUGCAACGUGCCAUCCUUGUCCUUCCAGGUGCAGGCACAGUUGCAGCUGGACAGUGCGGUGGCUCACGCCCAUCAUCAUCUCCACCCUCACCUCACAGCACACGCCCCCUACAUGAUGUUUCCGGCUCCGCCCUUUGGCCUCCCGUUGGCAACUUUGGCUGCAGAGACGGCGACGGCUGCGUCAGUAGUGGCUGCGGCAGCUGCGGCCAAAACCACCAGCAAGAACUCCAGUAUCGCAGACCUCAGACUGAAAGCCAAAAAACACGCAGCUGCACUGGGACUGUGACUAGACCCGCAAGGGCCCUUUGCAAGCAGGGCCCUACAGACUUUAUCUCAAACCUUUUAUUUAUGAUCUGGAGUCUCAACCUCAAAACCAAAACCCUCACCUUUAUGUUUCUGAAUGGUGGAGGUAUCCAAAAAAAGACAACCGCCAUCUUGGAUGAGAAGGCAUUCUGGAAAGCCUUUCUCCGCCAAAUACUUGGUUCAUUUUCAAUAUUGGUGUACUAAGUGGUAUCACUAACUAAGAAGUACCGUAAUGGCAUUUUUGGCGGUGGGUGAGGGACCAAUACGACUACAAACAACCAUGUAAUAACAGACACAGCACAGAGACAGAACUUUUAAAUAUAUUUCUUAAAUAAUCUAUGAAUUAAGUGAUUUUUUUAUGCUACUGUGUGAGCAUUGGGAUGGGAAAUCACACACUUUUUUUUCUGCUGUGGCACUUGAAAAGGGAAGAGCAAAAAAAAAAGUAAAAUAAAAUUGUAAAAAUUCUAUGGACAUAUAAAUAUGGGGGCAAGAAAAGAGGACAUUUUGGGGGGAAUUCACUGGUUUGACACUGACCCUUUUGUGCAAAAGUUCACUUUAAUACAAGGAAAUUUGACAAGUGAGGCGGGCCUCCUUGUAUCACAUCUUCUGGAGUCUCAGACGCACCUGGAAGAACGAAUAGAAUAAUAAAAAAGAAAAAUAAAGUGACAAUUUCUCGGCUGAUUUCUAAUGGCGGAUUGUAUAGCUGACUGUUUGACAGAUACUUGGUUUGCAUGUCCUUGCCAUUUCAUUGAUGCAGUUAUUUGACUUACUUGCACUUCAUCCUCAUCUUUUAUUAGCUAUAAACAUAAAAAGUAAAUCAUUUUGCUAAAACAUUUUUCCUGGAUAACUGCACAAGACAGAAAAAACCCCAGAAAUAAACAAAAAAAUAAAAUUAGUAAGUUUUAAAUUGAGCAAUUUGUAUGCUAGAGAGGUGCAAUUGCCCUGGGUAUCCUUUGGAGAGGCUAAAAUGAUGCUAUCAAAAUUGCAAGCGUCAUUUGAGCACCACUGUAAUGACACUGAAUUCAUAAGAACUCGGUGACUUUCUGAUAGGAUUCAAUGCAAUAAGCUGCUCAUUCCCUUUGGAACUCAGAAAGUUAUAGAACUGCUUUUCCAUUUACCGAAUAACAUCAAUGGUAAGAAGAAUAUAGCCAAUUGGUUAUCUUGAUACUUACCAGGAUUGUACUGUAUUAAAGUUGAUAUUUAAGGCACAUCCCAUGCUAGCCUUUGGCUACAUGUAAAAUAAUGUUAAUACACAUGAACAAAGUUUAUUUUGGUUACAUUGUGAAAUUGAUAGUUGAUUGUUAGCAUUUGCAUUUUAAUUUCAUAAAAGGUGUAUUCUAUUCAAGUAUCUUGUGAUCUUUAUUUUGAAUACUUAUUGAUAU
Molecule: messenger RNA, 2572 nt
Organism: Pelobates fuscus (common spadefoot toad)
Lineage: Eukaryota; Metazoa; Chordata; Amphibia; Anura; Pelobatidae
Gene: SHOX2
Product: SHOX homeobox 2
Exons: 5
Coding region: 235-1173 (312 amino acids)
Biological process (GO): regulation of transcription by RNA polymerase II
Cellular component (GO): nucleus
Molecular function (GO): DNA-binding transcription factor activity, RNA polymerase II-specific; sequence-specific double-stranded DNA binding
Source: RefSeq, a predicted model, not a curated record